GAGAGAGAGAAAGUGUUCCAGACACCCCCUGACAAAAACACCCCUGUCAAAUCCUUCAAUUCCAUGACCAAAAUUUUUGCCAUGUAUACAUACAUGAAGCACCAGACACACACUACACAACACUGUAUAUAACCCACUUCCGGGUGUCCUUUCCAGUGCAGUUUCUUGAAAGCUAAAAGCCUCCUUUUUUUUCCAUUUCCAUCAUCCAAACACAGAAUUUAGAGGUCUAGAGAUUGAAGAAGCAGUUCUGAGAGAGAAGCAAAAAUAAAAAUAAAAAAUUAAGGUGGAUAUGAAUAAUUGUUAUUAUGAAUGCAGAGAUGACAGGAAAGGGUGCCAUUUUCAUCCGAGAGAAGUGGUGGUGGGAGUAUGUGCUCUGUGCUUGAAUGAAAGGCUCCUAGUUUUGGCUUCGAAACAAGACCAACUCCAUACAACCAACACCAACUACAGUGUGCCACCAAAAAGGGUCCUACGGAAGAUUUUUGCUCUCACAAGUUUGCUCAUCAAACAGCAGAAAUCUGAGGUCUAUCACAGUGGAUCAACCAGUCAAGAAGAUUCCUUUAUAUCAAUUAAGUUUGAGGACAAUGGUGCUGCCUCAUGGGACAAAGGGAAGAUCAACAAAAUGCUAGAUGAGAAUCAGAAGAUGCCGGCGGUGGGGAAGAAGAUCAAAUGCGUCGUAGAGCACAUGAAACCGUGCACUGCGCAGAGGUGGCGAAGGCGGAUCGGACACCUCUUGCAGCUGAUGAGAUGGAACAACAAGUCCUCCAGCAGCAAGUGCCAGAUGGGCACAAAGCUUGAAGGAGGUAAGGUUAAAAAGUAUGGAUGGAUGAGGACCCUCACAAGGAAGAAGAGGGCCAAAGCAUAAAGGGGCUUACAAUGUGUACAAUAUAAUAGAAAUAUCCGAUAACACACCAUAUGGCAUAGUUAGAAACUUUUUCGAUCAUCUUUAUCAUCACCAUCAUCAUCAACAACUCCAUCAAGAUUAUAUAUAGAUGCAAGAAAGGAUAGCUAUAUUUUAUAAGAACAUGUUCUAGCCUCUUACAAAUAAAAUCAUGGGUGUUUUAUUUUUAUUUUUUUUCUUUUCUUUUGUGUCAAAAGAAAAUUGCCCAUAUCCCCAUCUUCUACUACUGCUACUACUACCACAUGUGCAAAAAUGGGAUGCAUGUGCAAAGAACUAAUAGUUGCCUUUGUGUAGUUAAAUCUGUCAAUAGAAAACAAAAGUGUUUUUGUUUGGCUAUCUGCCCCUUCCAUUGGCUUUAGCUACAUGGGACAAUCUCUACAGGACCACCUAGCUUCUUUUGGGAUUUAAUUUAAAGGCCCUUUAUUUUUCUUUCUUUUUCUUUCCAUGUGACAUAAUUUUAGCUUCAAACAGCUCUGUCUUCUUGUGCAUAUCUACAACUGUUUUAUAGUCAAAAAAAUUGCCCAACUUGAACCAACAAUGGUAACUUCAUCAGAUAUGCUCUGCUAAU
Andrographis paniculata is the source of this 1466-nucleotide messenger RNA. RefSeq lists its product as uncharacterized. Bases 290 to 862 code for a protein of 190 amino acids. The transcript is spliced from 2 exons. NCBI's taxonomy places the organism in Eukaryota, Viridiplantae, Streptophyta, Magnoliopsida, Lamiales, Acanthaceae. The record is from RefSeq and is a predicted model, not a curated record.